Messenger RNA from Aphanomyces astaci, 756 nucleotides. RefSeq lists its product as hypothetical. The coding region runs from base 1 to 756 and encodes 251 amino acids. The transcript has 4 exons. Lineage: Eukaryota; Oomycota; Saprolegniomycetes; Saprolegniales; Verrucalvaceae. The record is from RefSeq and is a predicted model, not a curated record.
AUGGACACUUUCAAGCGAGUUGCUGUUGCUGUCGCCACGGUGGUGUGUGCUGUGUGUAUGUCAGUCGCCCCCAUCACAGGUGGUGGGAAGUACAACGUGUUGACAAUAACUGAAGUCAACUUUGACAUAAUGUUGGGGGACCCUCACUACGAGCAAUGGUUUCGCGACAACCUUCGAUGCGACCAGACCACCUUUGGACGACUAGUUGUAUGGCUGCGUUGUCAGAUGCCCCAGCAGUUCCUGCGUCGUUCCGUGCAUUCGUUUGAGAAGAAGGUCGCAGUGUUUUUGUUCUUUCUCGGCUCAGAAAGAGGAUACCGUGAGACCGCAGCCGCAUUUGGGAUGGCCAAGUCCUGUAUCCCCACCAGCUCUAGUGAGUGGCAUCGAAUCGAGCGUGGGUUUUUCAAGUGCCAAAAACUACCAGGGGUUGUAGGAGCCAUCGACGGCACCUUAAUCGAUAUUCAGCGUCCUCGCGAGUAUGAUGGAUUCUACAACCGGAACGGCAACCCGUCGCUUAAUGUGCAAGCCAUGGUGGACCAUAAAAUGGUCUUUUUAUCGGUGGACAUUCGCCCGGGAUCAUUUUCGGACAAGCAAAUAUGGAAAAAGCGGUUCAAUUAUCGGCUGUCGAGCACCCGCAUGGUUGUGGAGUGCGCUUUCGGCCGCUUGAAAGAGCGGUUCCGAAUUUUGAAGACUGUGAUGAAUGAAAAGUCCCUCGACCACACCCGAUGGUUUGUUUUCUGCACCGUGUCGCCGACGUGA